Molecule: messenger RNA, 1704 nt
Organism: Meloidogyne enterolobii
Lineage: Eukaryota; Metazoa; Nematoda; Chromadorea; Rhabditida; Meloidogynidae
Source: the annotation of a GenBank genome assembly
UUUUUGCCCAAAAAUAGGCAAAAAUUAGCUGCGCAAAUCAUGGGCCAGCUCAGGAGAAUAUCUGGCAGUCAUGGACCUAAGAAAAAAUCGACAUUUAAAAGCAAAUUAACGAGGAAUACAGGAAUAGAUACAAUAACAAAUAUCCCUAUUAGAUUAUCUAUUUGGCCACUAUUAUUGGUAACAUCUGUAACAUUCUUGACCGGUUUAACAUUUGUUGAAACGCAAAAUGCAUGCAGAGAUUGUACACAACGUGGAUGUUUUUGUGUUGGAGAAAAGGGGGGGAUGGGCCCUCCAGGACCGCAAGGACCGCCAGGACUAGCUGGAAGUAGAGGAUUUCCUGGCCCGGAAGGAUUGCAAGGACCAAAAGGCCAGAAAGGCGCACAAGGUCCACCUGGACCGCCUGGACUGAAAGGAGAUAGAGGACCUAUUGGCGUACCUGGAUUUUCUGGCAACGAUGGAAAUCCUGGAAGACCUGGAGAAACUGGUCCACCAGGACCACCCGGAUGGGAUGGUUGUAAUGGAACUGAUGGUCUUCCUGGUCUGCCUGGAAUGCCGGGACCACCUGGGUUGCCUGGAUUUCCUGGAACAGCUGGUCUAGAUGGACCAAAAGGAGAGCCAGCCAUUGGAUAUGCUGGUGCGCCAGGAGAAAAAGGAGAUAGCGGUGUUCCUGGUGUACCUGGACUUUCUGGCCCGCCAGGUAGAGAUGGAUAUCCUGGUGAAAAAGGAGAUAGAGGAGAUAUUGGACCAGCAGGCCCGCGUGGUCCCCCUGGUGAGGUUGGACUGCCUGGUAACCCAGGAAUUGGAAGUAUUGGUCCAAAAGGAGAUGAGGGUGAUUUAGGACUGCCUGGUCCUCCUGGACCACCAGGUCCAAGUGAAUUCACGGGUCAGGCUGCAAUUAUUGGUCCAACUGGUUUUCCGGGAGAGAAAGGUGGAAAGGCGAGAGAACCGGGACCAAGAGGAUAUCCUGGCCAAGCAGGAUUACCAGGCCAGCCUGGAUUGUCAGGAAUUAAAGGAGAAAAAGGAUUGCCUGGCCCUGCUGGUCCUAGAGGAAAAGAAGGCCGACCAGGACAUCCAGGCCCACCUGGUCUUAAAGGCGACCGUGGUGUUGACGGUAUUUCCGGUGUACCUGGCCCACUAGGCCAGAAAGGAGAACAAGGAUAUCAAGGAAGGGAUGGAACUAAAGGAGAAAGAGGCCCUCCUGGCCCACCUGGUGGUGGGGAAUUCUCUGAUGGACCGCCUGGACCACCUGGCUUGCCUGGUCGUCCCGGUCAACCAGGCCUGCCAGGAAAUGACGGUUAUACAGGCCCGCCAGGUCCACCCGGACCACAAGGAUUACCUGGAGGCGUCGGAGUGCCAGGAUUGCCUGGUUUUGAGGGCGCUCCGGGAAUUAAAGGAGAGAAGGGAGAUUCUGGAAUUCCCGGAGCUCCAGGCAUUGCUGGACCGCCCGGUUUGCCUGGAUUAUUAGGACCGAAAGGAGAACCUGGUCCAAGAGGAACACCGGGUAUAGCAAUUGCUGGACUACAAGGCAAAGAUGGACGUCCAGGAUUGGAUGGUGCCCCAGGAAGGAAAGGAGAGAUGGGAUUAACUGGAAUGCGAGGUAACGAGCUGUUGAAACCAACUAAAAACCAACAAAAACAAACCAACUAACAACCAACUCUACAUACCUUAUUUUUACUUUUAAAGGCCCGCCUGGCGAUUCAUUAA